Oryzias melastigma (Indian medaka) is the source of this 4504-nucleotide messenger RNA. It is a transcript of the gene vps8, whose product is annotated as VPS8 subunit of CORVET complex. The transcript is spliced from 45 exons. The record is from RefSeq and is a predicted model, not a curated record. Gene Ontology annotation, biological process: protein targeting to vacuole; endosomal vesicle fusion; vesicle-mediated transport. Gene Ontology annotation, cellular component: CORVET complex; HOPS complex; early endosome. Gene Ontology annotation, molecular function: protein binding. Bases 130 to 4302 code for a protein of 1390 amino acids. Lineage: Eukaryota; Metazoa; Chordata; Actinopteri; Beloniformes; Adrianichthyidae.
CCACACUCCAGUACAUUAGAUGGCGCUGUGGCGCCAAGGCGACACCGCCAGAACUGCACUUUGACGUCACAUCCGGAAAAUCAGAGUACACAAACACGGGUGGCCCGGAAAAAGCGACACUCGUCUGUCAUGGCAGAGUCUCCAGACCCGAACAGCCUCUUCUCCUCUUCUUCACAGCUCCACCUGAUGGAGGAGGAGGCGAUUGAUGAUAAGGAGUUUGACAUUCCCCAGGUGGACACGCCCCCCACGCUGGAGAGUAUCCUCAGUCAGGUGGAGGAGGGCGAGGAGGCUUUUAUUUUGGAGGACACCAUGAACACAGACAACAUGGACGCCCACUCCUAUGACACCUCCUCCCUCGCCAGCUCCGACAGCGGAGACCCAGCCCACCCCAAACGGAGGAAGAGGGCUCAGGAUGCCAGUGUGGCGGCCAGCGGCUCCGUCCUCCGUCUCAGCCUCCUGAAGGGCAUCUCUGCUCAGAUUGUGGCCGCCGCUGACAAAGUGGACGCCGGCCUGCCGACUGCCGUGACCAUGAACAGCCUGAUUGCUGUAGGGACAUCUCAUGGACUGGCGUUUGUCUUCGAUACCAACCAGGCUCUGCGCUUGUGUCUGGGCUCCAAGGCGACCGGAGCUGAGUUUGGAGCCGUCUCUGCUCUCAGCAUCAACCACAACUGCUCCCGCCUCCUCUGUGGGUUCGCUAAAGGACAGAUUACCAUGUGGGAUCUGGCCAAUGGGAAGCUUCUAAGGACCAUCACUGAUGCUCAUCCUCCAGGAACGGCCAUACUUCACAUUAAGUUCACCGAUGACCCGACUCUGGCCGUCUGCAACGACAGUGGAGGAUCUGUGUUUGAACUGGCCUUCAGGAGGUUGAUGGGGAUGCGCUCAUGUGACUCCAGAUGCCUCUUCAGCGGCUCUAAAGGAGAAGUGUGCUGCAUUGAACCUCUGCGCUCUCCUCCAGAUUACAGGGAACAUCCCAUCACACAGUAUUCUCUGCUGGCAAUGGCCUCGCUCACCAAGAUUCUGGUGAUCGGACUGAAACCCACACUAAACGUUUGGAUGACUUUUCCUUACAACAAGUCAGAUCCGUCCAACGUUCCCCAGCUGGCCUGGCACUUCGUUUCCGUCCAGAAGAUGGUCAACCCAAUCCUGGCUUUCUGUAAAGGAGACACUGUCCAUUUCCUCCUGGUAAAGAAGGAAGAGAUGGGGACGAUCCAUGUGAUAAAACAGCGUCAGCUGCACCUGAGCUGUGAUAUUAUCAGCCUAAAUUGGAUCAACAGUCGCACGCUGGUUCUGGUGGACAGCCAAGAAAAGCUUCACGUUGUAGACAGACCCACUCAGGAGGUUCUGGAGACGCUGGACCUGGAGCAGGUGCAGCUGGUCUACAACAGCCGGCAUUUCAAGUCAUUGGCCACCGGAGGGAAUGUCUCACAAGCUCUGGCUCUGGUUGGGGAGAAGGCCUGCUACCAGUCUGUUUCAAGCUAUGCAGGACAGAUCCUGUGUUUGGGCACUAAGUCAGCUCACAUCAUGACUCUGAGGAACUGGAACGAGCGCAUCGACCUGCUGCUGAAACAAGAACAUUUUGUGGAGGCGUUGGGCCUGGCGUGGUCAUUCCACGAAGGAACCGCCAAGGCCGUGGUCGGCCUCCAUGGAGAUCCAGCCAAAAGGAAGGCCGUGGUCAGCGACAAAAUGGUGGAGAUGCUGCUUCAGUUUUCGGAGCACGCCCUGAAAAAGUGUCCAGAACAAGGAAAGGCCCAAAGCACCGAGCAGAACUUCCAGGAGGUUGUUCCAGUGCUGCUGGAGUACUCUCUGCUGCUGCACAGGCUGGACCUGCUGUUUGACGAGCUGUACCCCCGGCUGGCAGUGAGCCCGGUCGCCAAAGCCAUCUUUCUGGAAUCACUUGAGUCACACAUCGUCAGCACCCGCCUCGAUCACCUCCCCACUCCCGUCAUAAAGGACCUCCUCUCCCACUACCACACCAACGGGAUGAUGGACAGCCUGGAGAGAUGCAUCGUCCACCUGGAUGUGACCAGCCUGGACAUUCAGCAGGUGGUCCAAGUGUGCUGGACGAACCGUCUCUACGACGCCGUGAUCUACAUCUACAACCGUGGAAUGAAUGACUUCAUCACUCCGAUGGAGAAACUGUUUGCAGCCAUUGAACCUGCAGUGAGGGGAGGGAGGAGCCUGACAGAUGAAGACGUGGUAAUGGGGAACAAACUGCUCGUCUACAUCAGCUGUUGUCUUGCAGGAAGAGCAUAUCCGCUUGGAGACAUCCCCGCUGACCUUGUGGUUCAGGUUAAAAACCAGGUCUUUGAUUUUCUGAUCCGUCUUCAUUCUAACGACUCAUCGGAGGAGGAGGAUGUUUUCCCUUUUAUUCGGACACUCCUCCACUUUGACACUCGGGAGUUUCUCAACGUGCUUUCCAUGACAUUUGAAGACUUCAAGAAUGACAAGCAGGCUCUGGAGUACCAGCAGAGGAUAGUAGAUAUCUUACUUCAGGUGAUGGUGGACAACAAGGACUUUACCCCGUCCCAGGUGGGCGGGCUCUUCACCUUUCUGGCGCGUCAGCUGGUCAAGCCAGACAACACGCUCUUCGUGAACAGGAAGCUCUUUGACCAGGUGCUGGAGUUCCUGUGUUGUCCAGACAAUGAAUGUCGGCAGGCGGAACGGCAGCAGGUUCUGCUGGACCUGCUGCAGGUGGAGGGCGUGGUCCAGUUCAAUGAAGACCGCCUCCUCGUUCUGGCAGAGAAGGCUCAGUUCUACCAAAUCUGUGAGUUCCUUUUUGAGAAAAAACAUCUGUAUGAUCGGAUCAUCGACUGCUACCUGAAAGACCCGGUCCGACAGUGUGAGAUCUUCAGCUACAUCCACAACCUGCUGUCCAUGCCCGGAUACAGCUCCGAGGAGAAGCAGAGAGUCCGGAGCAAAGUGCUGCAGCACGUACAGGAGCUGGUGAGUCUGGACCCCACGAAGUCCGCUGACCUGGUGUCGUGUCACUUCUCUGACUCUGUGAGCUCCAUCGUCUCAGAACUUCAGGAUCAGCAGCUGCUCUUCAGCUUCCUCAGGUGUCUGCUGGAGCCACGGGAGGGGCCGGGGCCCGCUCUGUGUCCCGAUCAGGACCUCCAUGAACUCCUGCUGGAUUUGAUGUGCCAGUUUGACCCCCAGCAGCUGCUGGCCUUCCUGCACACGUCUCAGCACUACAGACUGGAGGAAGCCAUAUUGAUAACAGAAAAGCACGGCUGCGUUGAAGCGCGAGCAUCCCUGCUGGAGAAGAAAGGUGACGUUCAUGGAGCGUUUGCUGGCCUACUGCAGAUGCUGAAGGACAGGUUGCACCACUUUGCUUCAGAGAGUCUCGCAGAGACGAGCAACAGUCCGGAGCAUUGUGAGUCUCUGAGGAGAGUCCAGGAGAGCCUGGAUGUCGUCCUCGCCUUCAGUCAUCGGAACUGUUCCAGCCUGGACCAGGAGCAGAGGAAGACUCUGUGGUUUCCGAUUCUGGAUGCUUUGAUGGCUUCUCAGAAGGAAGUGAAGAGGCCCACAACAUCUUUUGAGGGUUUGAAGGAGAUGACGCUGACGGUCCUGAACUGCAUGAGCAGCUUCAUUUCUCUGCCAGCCAUCAUCCAGCAGAUCCUGCAGGAUCCGGUCUAUGGAAGAGGAAAGCUGUCCGAGAUUCAAGGACUCAUCCUGGGAAUGCUGGAUACCUUUAACUACGAGCAGACUCUACUUGAAACGACCACCAACCUGCUCAACUAUGACCUGCACUGGUCUCUGGCUCACCUGCGCGCCGCCGUCACACGCGGACUCCACCCACUUCAAGACCACUGCAACAUCUGCCUGCAGCACUACAAGAGGAGGCCAGACUCCGGGGAGGAGGUCGUCGUGUUCAGCUGUGGACAUCUGUAUCACCGGUGGUGUCUGCAGCAGAAGGACUGUGGUUCCAGCUCGGCUUCAGAGCUGCAGCAGUGGAGGUGCUACAAGUGUUCCUCCAGCCACAUGCAGAAGAGAGGUCCUCCAGGAAGACCCAACCGCAUCCGCAGCACCUCUCUGGCUCAGACUCAUGUUGCAUCCGGCCAUCACGACGCAGCAGCAGCAACGCACAAGAAAAAGGUUCUGGCUGCAGCCGUGUUGGACCUCCAGCAGGAGCAGUCCUGGGAUCUGACCCGCUGUCUGUUCAGAGGACCGUCCAGGCUGACCAUCCUCGCUGAGCCCCCCCACGGAGACGCCUCAGAGAAGACGGCCCUUCACCCCCCAGGCCAAGAAGGCAGCGAGACUUUCUUCCUUAAGCUGGCCCCCCCACCUCUGUUUGAGGACUAGAAGCUGGUGAUCCAUAGAAAGAGGAUCUCCUCACGUCUGUGUGUCAACUCUGAUGUUUUUUAUGUUCGUCUGGAUUUACCUCAUUUUAUUUAACAGAAGCUGAAGUCUUUUAAUCUCAUUCCAGGAUUUUUAAGGUGUUUCUCUAGAUUAUGAAAGACUCAGGAUUAAUGACGACUCUGCUAUUAAACCUGAGCUGCUCCUC